Messenger RNA from Echinops telfairi (small Madagascar hedgehog), 3283 nucleotides. It is a transcript of the gene KDM4C, whose product is annotated as lysine demethylase 4C. The transcript has 21 exons. Gene Ontology annotation, biological process: chromatin remodeling. Gene Ontology annotation, cellular component: nucleus. Bases 11 to 3241 code for a protein of 1076 amino acids. Lineage: Eukaryota; Metazoa; Chordata; Mammalia; Afrosoricida; Tenrecidae. The record is from RefSeq and is a predicted model, not a curated record. Gene Ontology annotation, molecular function: histone H3K9 demethylase activity; histone H3K36 demethylase activity.
ACCAGCCAGCAUGGAGGAGCCUGAGGCGGAGAGCACUCUGAACCCCAGCUGUAAGAUCAUGACCUUCAGACCUACCAUGGAGCAGUUCCAGGACUUCAACAAAUACCUUGCCUUCAUGGAGUCCAAAGGAGCCCACCGAGCAGGCCUGGCCAAGGUGAUCCCUCCUCAGGGCUGGAAACCCAGGAAGUCCUAUGACGACAUCGGUGACUUGCUGAUCCCGGCUCCCAUCCAGCAGAUGGUGACAGGCCAGUCGGGACUCUUCACCCAGUAUAAUAUCCAGAAGAAAGCCAUGACUGUGAAGGAGUUCCGGCAGCUGGCCAACAGUGGCAAGUACUGUACCCCGAGAUUCGCGGACUAUGAAGAUUUGGAGCGCAAGUACUGGAAGAACCUAACCUUUGUGGCGCCCAUCUAUGGCGCCGACAUUAACGGAAGCAUAUAUGACGAGGGAGUGAAGGAAUGGAACAUCGGUCACCUCAACACGAUCCUGGAUGUGGUUGAGGAAGAGUGUGGCAUCUCCAUUGAGGGUGUGAACACCCCCUACCUCUACUUCGGCAUGUGGAAGACCACCUUCGCCUGGCACACAGAGGACAUGGACCUCUACAGCAUCAACUACCUCCACUUUGGGGAGCCCAAGUCUUGGACCUCGUUGCCAGUUGAUGCUGGUCCAGAGACCCGUGAGCUGUUUGAGGAUGCAGGCCAAAGUCUCCUGGAGGUUCACUCACGGUGGAACGCUGUCUUUCCUCGAGCACUUAGCUGUUUCUUCCCCAGCAACUCGCAAGGGUGCGAGGCCUUCCUCCGCCACAAGAUGACCCUCAUCUCCCCCUCUGUGCUGAAGAAGUAUGGCAUCCCCUUUGAUAAGAUAACUCAAGAGCCAGGAGAAUUUAUGAUCACUUUCCCAUACGGCUAUCAUGCUGGCUUUAAUCACGGUUUCAACUGUGCGGAAUCCACAAACUUCGCCACUGUCCGAUGGAUUGACUAUGGGAAAGUUGCUAAAAUGUGCACCUGCAGGAAAGACAUGGUGAAGAUUUCCAUGGACAUCUUCGUGAAGAAGUUUCAGCCAGGCAGAUAUCAGCUUUGGAAGCAAGGCAAAGACAGCUACACCAUCAAUCACGCGAAGCCCACUCCAGAAACCACACCGGAAGUCUCGGCGUGGUUCCAGAGGAAGAAGAAAGCCAGGAAAGCUUCAAGGAGCUUCCAGUGCGCCAGGGCUGAGCCUAAGAAACAGAAGACUGAGGAAGAAGAGGAUGAAGAGGAGGAAGAGGAGGACGAAGAGGAGGACGAGGAGGCGCUGGCGGCCGCAGCGGUGUUGAUGGCGGCAGCAGCAGAGGCCGCUAAAUCCAAGGUCCCCGUGCCCCGCCCAGCCAGAGGCGAGCCCAAGGUCAACGAGAAGCCAAAGGCAGCCGCCAAGUCCGGUAGCAGCAAGGAAGGAGUCACUCCUCAGGUGGAGAAGGUUGCCGACAGGGCCCAGCAGGCCCCGGUGCUCUCACCUCCCUUAGGCGGCUCAGGACACAGCGGCUCACGCAGAUCGGUCAGCAGGGCAGUGAAACGGGACAAGGGUAAGGCCUGUGCCCGAGUCCACCCUGCCAAGCCCAAGGAGACCCAGAAGGCCCCCACAGCACCCAGUGGCCCGGUGAAGGCCACGGAGGCAGAUCCUGCCCAGGGGUCAUGGCCAGGGUCGCCCGAGUCCUUGUCCUCUUGCUCCGAGACAAAUGGGCCGUGGACAGAGGGCGAGGAGAGCGACCAGGAGAGCCGACCGAGCAGCCUGGAGCCCGGGGAAGUCCCAGCUGUGUCCAAAAGAGAGAAGCAAGGCUUCAAAGCCCCCCACCCUUCAGAGCGCAUUCCUGCCAGCCCUGAAAAGCAUGUGCCCAAAGUGCCCUCAGCUGAGGAGGAAAUGCAAGAAACGGAAUCUUGGGCGAAGCCUCUGGUGCCCAUUUGGCAGACAAGGUCCCCAAAUUUUGUCGCUGAGCAAGAAUACAAUGCAGCCAUGGCCAAAAGGGCGCCUUACUGUGCUAUCUGCACUCUGCUCAUGCCCUACUACAAGCCAGACAACAGCUGUGAAGAAAACGACGCUGGAUCGGAGGCAAAGGGAGAUGAAGUGGCCACUUCAGGAGAAAAGACUAAGCCGCUCAUUCCAGAGAUGUGUUUUAUGUACAGUGAAGGGAGCGGCAAGUACUCGCCACCCACAGCCUUUCUGGAAGAAGAUGGGACCAGCCUUCUCAUCUCCUGUGCCGAGUGCCGGGUGCAGGUUCACGCAAGUUGUUAUGGUACCCCUCCUCGCGAGGUCUGUGCUGGAUGGCUGUGUGCCCGGUGCAAAAGACAUGCGUGGACAGCUGAAUGCUGCCUUUGCAGUCUGAGAGGGGGUGCCCUCAAGCAAACGAAGAACAACACGUGGGCCCACAUCAUGUGUGCUGUCGCUGUCCCAGAAGUUCGGUUCCUUAACGUGCCGGAAAGGUCUCAGAUCGAUAUCAGCCGGAUCCCUCUGCAGAGAUUAAAACUGAAGUGCAUCUUCUGCAGAUACCGUGUGAAGACGGUCUCCGGAGCCUGCAUCCAGUGUUCCUAUGGCCGCUGCCCAGCCUCCUUCCACGUCACGUGUGCCCACGCCGCCGGCGUGCUGAUGGAGCCCGACGACUGGCCCUGCGUGGUGAGCAUCACCUGCUUCCGCCACAAGGUCAACACCAAUGUGAAGCCUAAGGUCAGCGAGAAGGCCGUGGAGGUGGGCCAGACGGUCAUUGCGAAGCACCGCAACACCCGCUACUACAGCUGCAGGGUGAUCUCCCUGACCUCCCAGACCUUCUACGAGGUCCUGUUCGAUGACGGCUCUCACAGCCGGGACACGUUUCCCGAAGACAUCGUGAGCCGAGACUGCGUGAAGCUGGGGCCCCCGGCCGAGGGAGAAGUCAUCCAAGUCAAGUGGCCCGAUGGCAAACUCUACGGGGCCAAGUAUCUGGGCUCGAACGUCGCCCACAUGUACCAGGUUGAAUUUGAAGAUGCGUCCCAGAUAGUGAUGAAGAGAGAGGAAAUGUACACCUUGGACGAAGAGCUGCCCAAGAGAGUCAAGGCUCGGCUAUCCACAGCCUCUGACAUGCGAUUUGAGGACACCUUUUACACAGCUGACGCCAUCCAAGGGCAGAAGAAGAGACAAAGAGUGCUGAGCUCCAGGUUUAAGAACGAGUUCGUGGACGACCCCGGGUACCGCACCUUCCUGAAGAGCUCUUUCCUGAAGUCCCAGAAGAGACCGUAGUCUCCAGGCCCUGCUGCCCUCCACGAAGCCCCUGGAAGAGGA